UGUGUUCCGUCUUUGUUGUACUUAAUCCUGGAACAUCACCUAAAAUUAGUUCCUAUAGAAAUAAAAUAAGUAAUAAAAAUGGUUGCUCAAUUUUUCUGGUAUUUUGUGUUUGUUCAAAGUAUACUUGGAGGAGAAAUAUGCUAUCACCCAUAUGGCUGUUUUGAUGAUAAUCAACCAUAUGAUAGACCACUUGCUCGUCUUCCAGAAUCACCUGACAAAAUCAACACUGUAUUUACACUUUAUACAAGAAAAGCAAAAAAUCUUCUUCUUCAUCCUCUUUUUAAAAAGACAGCUUCAAGUGUAAACUUUAAUCCCAACCUAACAACAGUAUUUAUUACUCAUGGAUACAUUGAGUCGAUAAAAGAAUGGUAUGUUCAAAUGUUUAUUGAUGAGUUGCUAAAGUAUGAAGACAUGAAUGUAGUGUUUGUUGAUUGGUCAGGUGGUUCUGGUUUUCCCUAUCAUCAAGCAUAUGGAAAUGUGCCCAACUUAGCUAUAUGAUUGAAGUUAUCAAAAAUGACACUGGUAUUAAUUGGAAAAAAUUACAUUUAAUUGGGUUUUCUAUUGGAUCACAUUUAGUUGGUUAUGCUGGUCGUUUUUUAAGAUUAAAAGGAUUACUUGUUCCUCGGAUUACAGUACUUGAUCCAGCAGGUCCAUUGUUUGAGUACCAGCACCCAGAUACUAGAAUCGACCCAACUGAUGCAGAGUUUGUUGAUGUCAUUCAUAGUGACACAAACACCAUAAUUGUAUUGGGUUUUGGAGCAGAGCAACAAAUGGGUCAUCUUGACUUCUAUCCUAAUGGAGGAUACUUCCAAAAAGGAUGUGAAAAAUUUGAUAUAAGUUUGAAACAAUAUUUGGUAUGCAGCCAUUAUCGUUCAAUUCGCUAUUUUAUGGAAUCUAUCUCAUCUCAAAGUUGUUUUUAUGAAGCUUACCCAUGUAAAUCCUAUGAAGAUUUUAAAGCUGGAAAAUGUUUAUGUCCAUCUGAAGGAUGUCCAGUGAUGGGUUAUCAUGCAAAAAAGCCAAAAACACAACAGUCUAUCAGAUAUUACUUAGAAACAAGAGAUGUAUUUCCAUAUUGUGGAAUUCAUUACAGACUCAAAAUGAAGACUGGUACAAAGUUUCUUGCGGCUUAUAGUGGGAAAGUUACUGUUAAACUUUAUGGAGAAAAAGGUUUUAAUGUGGUAACUGCUCCUAGUCACAGCUAUGAUAGUGGAUCAUUAGCAGAUAUAUUAGUCGUCGGGGAAAAGGAGAUAGGAAAGUUAUAUAAAAUAGACAUUUCUACUGAUGCUCUGCUUGAUAGCUGGUACUUGAUAUCAUUGUCGGUUAAACACAUGACAUCUGGACAAGAGUACCAAGCUUGUUACAAGAAAUGGUUAAGUAGCGGAUCAAACGAAGAAAGCGUUAAUAGCUCGAUGACCGCAUGCACAGAAUCAUAAUUGAUUUAAUUUGACAGUUAAUGAAUGAUUUUUUUUAAAAAGUUAUACUUUAAAAAAUAAAAUAUUUAAAUAA
This is a messenger RNA of Hydra vulgaris (swiftwater hydra), 1506 nucleotides long. RefSeq names its product pancreatic triacylglycerol lipase. The record is from RefSeq and is a predicted model, not a curated record. Gene Ontology annotation, molecular function: protein binding; triacylglycerol lipase activity. NCBI's taxonomy places the organism in Eukaryota, Metazoa, Cnidaria, Hydrozoa, Anthoathecata, Hydridae. Gene Ontology annotation, biological process: lipid catabolic process.